AUUUCAAUCAAUAGUUACACUUCCAAACAAAAUUGUUUUGUAUAUUAAAAUAGCAAUGAAAGUACCGAAAAUUCCCGAUUGGGUUUCCUCUCUGUCCUUGAACCAGGCCGUCCAAUCCGUCCUGGAAGAUGGGGUGAUUACGUCCGUCAUGCCAAGCGUUCAUCUUAUCCAGUUUCGCAACUGCACUGUGCUCCUGCCAAUCCAGGUGAAAGUCCAACUACCGGACUACACGAUGAAGAAAUUGUUCUUUCUACUGAAGGCACAACAUGGCAGCGACAUUCAAGCCAUGGUGAUGAACCAGUUGAAGAUGUUCCAACGGGAACAUCAGGUUUACCACAAUGUCCUGCCCAAGCUCGAGGAACUCUACAGAGAGGUGGGCAAGAAGGUGUCCUUUGGUCCGAGGGCCUUUAGGCUGGACUACAGCAUCGGUGUCCAGUACGUCCUGCUGGAGGAUCUCAAGUCCAAGGCCUACAAAAACGUUGAACGGCAGGCUGGCUUCAACAAAUUGUGCCUGAAGCAGGUGCUCAAGAAACUGGCCCAGUUCCAUGCCGCCUCCGCCGUGUGUGUGGAAAAGCAUGGCCCGUUUAGCAAUCUUCUGGUCAACGGAGUCUACACAAAGGCCAACGAAUCUGUGCUCCAGGAGCUGAACGAUCCGGAGAUCUUCCUUUCUCAGUUGCGUCGCUGGCGUUUGGGCGAUCAUUUCCACAAACGGUUCGUGGAAAAGGAGAAGGACCUCGUCGAUGGGCUGUUAAAGCUCCAUUCACCCGACUCCAAUGAAUUUAAUGUCCUGAAUCAUAGCGACUGCUGGGUGAACAACGUUAUGUUCAAGUUUGAUGACUCCGGCCAUGUGGAGGACACCGCCCUGCUCGAUUACCAGUUGGUCAAAUAUGGAUCUCCUGUCAUUGAUUUGUACUACACCAUCUUGUCGUCCGCUGAAAAGGACAUUAAACUAGCUCAGUUUGACAAUAUGGUUCAGUACUACUUCUACCAUUUGCUGGAUAACCUCAAAGCUCUUCAUUUCCGAGGCAGUCUACCGCAGUUGCAGCAUAUUCGAGAUGCCCUAAACAAGAACGGACUGGCUGCCUAUGUGGUGGUCACUCGAGCCCUGCCCAUAACCAUGAUGAAUCAGUUCGAGGACGAGGUAAACGAACGAUAUGCCUCCAAAAUGAAGUGCGCCAUGUUCACCAGCCGGAAAUACAUCCAGGCGAUGAAGGAUAUCCUGCCCUGGAUGGAGGAGCGCUCCCUGCUGAAUUAGGCAUGAAUUAAUGUUUCGCAUGAUGAAAUCUCAACCAUUUAAUGAAUGAAGGAGUUAUUCAUAGACUGCCAAUUGAUUCAGGUACAAUGUUAAUAAACUUGAUUAGGCGCCUUA
Drosophila mauritiana is the source of this 1369-nucleotide messenger RNA. RefSeq lists its product as uncharacterized. The record is from RefSeq and is a predicted model, not a curated record. The coding region runs from base 56 to 1255 and encodes 399 amino acids. NCBI's taxonomy places the organism in Eukaryota, Metazoa, Arthropoda, Insecta, Diptera, Drosophilidae. The transcript has 3 exons.